Messenger RNA from Megachile rotundata (alfalfa leafcutting bee), 2438 nucleotides. RefSeq names its product Ubiquitin-like activating enzyme 2 (gene Uba2). Gene Ontology annotation, biological process: protein sumoylation. Gene Ontology annotation, molecular function: SUMO activating enzyme activity. NCBI's taxonomy places the organism in Eukaryota, Metazoa, Arthropoda, Insecta, Hymenoptera, Megachilidae. Gene Ontology annotation, cellular component: cytoplasm; SUMO activating enzyme complex. The record is from RefSeq and is a predicted model, not a curated record.
AAUAUGAAGAGGAACAGCAUCGUCUCAGGGGAAGUCCAAGAAUUUCGAUUUAUUCUCCAUCGUGUAUCGGAUUAUACGCGAAAAUUAAAUAGAAACUCUUUUUUAUAUUUUUCAUCGAUCUUAGAUCAGCCUUAUCGUUCCACUGAAAGGUACAUUUUCAUACGCAUAUCCGAUUCCGCCUGAAUUAUUCGAAACCUGACGUUGGAUCACGAACUGUACGUUUAACGUGAAAAAUGGCGGCCAACAUCAACGGUGUGUUCAGUGAAAAUUUACAAAAUGCAAUACUUCGAAGUAAAGUACUUAUCGUGGGUGCUGGUGGAAUCGGAUGCGAGAUAUUAAAGAAUCUCGUUAUGACAGGAUUCGUGGAUAUCGAAAUCAUCGAUUUGGAUACAAUCGACGUUAGCAAUUUAAAUAGACAAUUUUUAUUUCAAAAGAAGCACGUAGGAAAAUCAAAAGCCGAAGUAGCGAAAGAAACAGCGUUAACAUUUAAUCCCGAUGCAAAAAUAAUUCAUUAUCACGACAGUAUUACAUCCGUCGAUUAUGGCGUGUCAUUUUUUAAGAAGUUCACGUUAGUUAUGAACGCGCUCGAUAACAGAGCAGCCAGAAAUCACGUGAAUAGAAUGUGUUUGGCAGCGGACGUGCCGUUAAUCGAAUCUGGCACUGCCGGUUACGAAGGACAGGUGGAACUUAUAAAGAAAGGUUUAAGUCAGUGUUACGAAUGUACACCGAAAGCUGCGCAAAAGACCUUUCCUGGCUGUACGAUUCGCAAUACACCUAGCGAACCUAUUCAUUGCAUAGUUUGGGCAAAACAUUUAUUCAAUCAAUUAUUCGGCGAAGAAGAUCCGGAUCAGGAUGUUUCUCCGGAUACCGCUGAUCCGGAAGCAACAGAUGCCGCUGGCGAAGGUGCAUUGCAAUCGGAAUCGAACGAAAAAGGAAAUAUAGAUAGAGUCUCGACUAGAAUUUGGGCACAGUCGUGCAAUUACGAUGCAGAAAAGUUAUUUACAAAAUUGUUUCACGACGAUAUAAAAUAUUUACUUAGUAUGGAUAAUUUGUGGAAAAAGAGAAGACCACCUACUCCUUUGAAUUGGAAAGAAUUGCCAGAUGGAGUACCAGGAUGCAGCAAAGAAGUUAACGAACCCGGGUUAAAAGAUUUACAACGUUGGAGCAUUUCCAAGUGCGGUACGAUAUUUGCCGAAUCGAUGAAAAAUUUGAGCAAAGCGGUAAAAGUUUCGUCGGAUAAAUCGUCGUCCAAUCAUCUUAUUUGGGACAAAGAUGAUCAACACUCGAUGGAUUUCGUCGCAGCGUGCGCUAAUAUAAGAGCUUAUAUUUUCGGUAUACCGCAAAAAACAAGAUUCGACAUAAAAUCGAUGGCAGGUAACAUAAUUCCAGCGAUCGCAACUACGAACGCGAUAGUUGCCGGUUUAGUUGUUCUUCACGCAUUUCGUAUUCUGGAAAAUAAUUUGAAAGCUUGUAAAUCCGUAUAUUUGCGUUCAAAAAUGAAUCACCGCAAUCAGUUGCUGGUGCCGGAAAAAAACGUGAACCCGCCGAAUCCAAAAUGCUACGUUUGCGCGCCAAUGCCACAGGCUGUGCUAGCUAUCGACACGUUUAAAGCGACGAUCAAAGAAUUAGAGGAAGUAGUACUGAAGAAUAGAUUGAACAUGAUAGCGCCAGACGUGAUAAUAGACGGUGUCGGUACCGUUGUGAUUAGCAGCGAAGAAGGAGAAACCGAAGAGAAUAAUAACAAAUUGUUAGAACAGUUAGGAAUCAAAGACGGUACUAUCCUUAAAGUCGACGAUUUCCAACAGAAUUAUUCGUUGACCGUAACCGUAGUACACAGAGAACGGCCAAACGUAAAAGACGAUAAUCCAGAUUUCCUCGUGUUGGCCGAUGAAAAAGAUCUUAAACCUAAAGAGGACAACGAUUCGGUGGUGAAGCCGUCUACCUCGAACGGGCAAGUGGACCUGUCCGAUGAUAACGUAAUGAUCAUCGAAACCGAAACUCCGUCGGAUACAAUAAAGAAACGUAAAAUGGAAACCCCCGAAGAAACGGUAUCUUCGAAAAAACAAAAAGUAGAAGUUAACGACGUGGAAAAGGACGUUUGCAUUAUCGAAAACGACAGUAAUAACGACGUAGGUAGGAGCAGCCAUGUAAAAUCGAAAUCCAAAAUACAGAAGAAUUUAGAGGACGAUGACUGUUUAAUCGUGUACGAUGACAACGUGCAAACAGUUCCGAAUAAGCAGCGAACGAACUAAUCGAACGAAUCGAAAUACUUGGUUCGUAAUUUCAAAAGGAAACAUAGAUGGUAGAAGAGAUCAUCGCGUUUCUUGAAUUAAUUUCGAUAAAAUCCUGUGUUUGUAGAGAAAGCUACAUACGUAGGAAUUCCAGCAAUCGUGUCGUGCGCUACGAUAAUUCAUUUUUUUUUUGAUACGGUUCGCGAA